Messenger RNA from Lucilia cuprina (Australian sheep blowfly), 882 nucleotides. Its product is annotated as zinc finger MYND domain-containing protein 11-like. The coding region runs from base 1 to 882 and encodes 293 amino acids. Lineage: Eukaryota; Metazoa; Arthropoda; Insecta; Diptera; Calliphoridae. The transcript has 2 exons. The record is from RefSeq and is a predicted model, not a curated record.
AUGAAUAGGGGAAUUUGUUUUCAUUUGAGGGUGGAAAUUGUUUAUGACAAAAAGGAAAAAAAUCUCAAAACAAAACCAAAUAACAAAUUAACCAAUACUGAAUUAGCAACUGGAACAGCGGGUCUGGAUGAAGAAAAAAAGACACAAAAUGAAGAAAGAGUCAAGAAAAAACGUAAAAUUAAAGAAAUUUAUUAUACAAAGGCAGUUGAAAAGGGCGAGGAAAAUUUAAAGUCUUCACAUUUACAGCAACCAAUCGAAGAAAAUAUUAAAAAGAAAAAACCUAAAGAGAAAAAUAUAACAGAAGUAGAGAAUCCCAAAACAGUCCUAGAAACAUGUGGAAUGCAAAAAUCACAGCAGUAUAAUUCAAAAAUAUGUAAAAAACUUAAUGUAAAACGAAGUUCAAAAAAAUGCUCAGCUAAUGUGCCAACAGAGAUUCCAGAAUGUUAUCCACCACAAAAUCAACAAGGAGAUGUAGUUUUAAAGAAAAAAGUUAAAGGUCUGUCCAUUUCUCCCGCUGAAACGGAUCUUAAACACCACUCUCAAGAACAACAGCAAUCAGAUCUCGAACAUUAUCAAAGAAAAGCUUAUAUCUUUAUGAAAACUUUAAAAAAAGACUACAAACGUCUGGCCAUCAUCUACAAUUCCUGUCUUAAGGCUGAGCAAGAAAGGAUACAACGAAAUGAACAAGAAAUCGAUGAGUUAAAAAAGCAAUACAAUCAAAUGCAGGUGGAAAGAACAAAUAUAAAACGUAAACGCUGGUGUCGUUAUUGCGAAUCUGAGGCUACUUAUCUUAGUACAGUGGGCUUAAAUUUCUAUUGUUCCCAGUCAUGUGAACAAAAACAAAAUGAUCUUGUAAGUGCUAUGGAGCAGUCUUUUCAAUAA